CCAAUCGGCGUCCCGGAAGCCGCGAGUUGCGGCGUCUGAGCCAGUGAAUGACAGCAGCGCCGCCCGCCGGUCACCGCCGUGGCCCCGCCGGUGCCCCGAGCCGCCUGUCAGCGCGCCCCUGGGGAAGGCGAGCGGCGCGCCUGCCGCCCGAGGGCCUCCCCGCUCUCCCCGGCCCCUACCCCGCUGUCCCUCCGCUGCCGGCGCCAUGGGCAGCGAGCAGAGCGCGGAGGCCGAGAGCCGCCCCGGCGAUCUGAACGCCUCAGUGACCCCCUCUCCAGCUAAACAUCGGGCCAAGAUGGAUGACAUCGUGGUGGUAGCUCAGGGUUCUCAGGCCUCCAGGAAUGUCAGCAAUGAUCCUGAUGUCAUCAAGCUGCAAGAGAUUCCAACCUUCCAGCCCCUUUUAAAAGGGCUCUUGAGUGGACAGACAUCCCCAACAAAUGCCAAACUGGAGAAGCUGGACUCUCAGCAGGUGUUACAGCUCUGCCUACGGUACCAAGAUCACCUGCACCAGUGUGCAGAAGCGGUUGCUUUUGAUCAGAACGCUCUAGUCAAGCGAAUCAAAGAGAUGGAUCUGUCCGUGGAAACCCUCUUUUGCUUCAUGCAGGAGCGCCAGAAAAGAUACGCCAAGUAUGCAGAGCAGAUCCAGAAGGUGAAUGAGAUGUCGGCCAUACUGCGCCGCAUCCAGAUGGGCAUCGACCAGACGGUACCACUGAUGGAGAGGCUCAACAGCAUGCUGCCGGAGGCCGAGCGCCUGGAGCCCUUCAGCAUGCGGCCUGAGCGUGAGCGGCACUAGCAGGCGUCUGCCUCCCGGGCAGCUCCUCCAGCCUCUGCCUGGGCCCUGACGUUUGCUUAGAUGCGGUUGACCUACGCGGACUUGCCCACGUGGUCAUUCUUGAUAACUGAAGUUGGGACAGUUGAAUUCCUUUGAAUUCUUUAAAGAACUCUGCAUCGAGAGUUAUUUUUAUUUUGCUCAGAUUUUUUAAUUAAAAGUAUAUCUAGACUAGCUACUGUAAUGAAACUGGAGAAAACGUUAAGAAGCCAUGUUCUCCUUGGCACCCUGGGAGACUUUACUCAGGCCCUCUGGGUUGUGGUUGCAAAUAUAAGAUCUAACUGAGUCCAGUUAUUGUUCCCACGAAAGCUCCCGUCACAUCAAGGAGGUAUCUGCAGUGUCAUCCUUUCCUGCUGGGACACUGUCUCUUUGUUUCCAGGUACCAUGCCCCUUUUGUGGGUCACUGGAAACUGAAUUCUCCCUUCACUCACUCCUGAAGUUGUUGUCUGUUAGUAACUGCUUUCCCAUACCGAGUCCAGCCUUCCGUCACCUCGGCAGACCUCGGCCUCCGUAACAAGGUUGGCACCAGCAUUUCAUCCUGUCCACCAAGGGUGGUCGUUCUCUCACUCCAGAGACCCACUGAGCUCUGCUGAUGUGCCAGCGAUGAAAGGGGAGACAAUGCAGUCUCUGCCCUCCAUUGUCAUCUGUAGAUCAUGAUGCCGAGGAAAGAGCUGCUGCCCAUCACAGGAGUUCAAGGAGGAAAUGCUCAAGGGAGGGAGGGGUGGAAUGAAUGGAGGGGGCAGGCCUGAAGACAAGAGCUGGGGGUCUGAGGAGAUCAGGGCUGGGAGCCUGCAGCCUUCACCUGUUCCCUGUAUUCCUCCAGAACCCAGAGGUGAUUUAUCAGGAGUCAGAAUAGCUUUCAGUGUUUUUAUAAGAUUAAAAUUAAUCUGUUUACUUUAUUGUGUAGCAGCUAAACUUGAUCUGAUUCUAAUCUUACUUUUUAAUUUUUAAUUUUAUUUAUUAUUGUCAUUUUGUGUAUCAUGUGUUAUGUGUGAAUAGGAUGGACCUCUAACGCAUGCUUGGAGGUCAGAAGACAACUUUCCAGAGCUGCUUCCCUCCUUCCACCUUUAUGUUGAUUCUGGGGAUCGAACUCAGGUCUCUAGGCUUGUAUGACAAGCAUCUUGACCCACUGAGCCCACAAAAUCCUGUUUCUUAAUCAGAUACUAAUUUAUAAUGUUUUUAAAACCCAAAAUAAAAUGUAGGGCAUAAGAUAGUUGAAUGGCAGAGGAAGCAUGAGUAUUUAAACUACAAGAAAGAAAAAAGAUUAAUUCAGAAAUAGGGAAAAAUAGUAAUGUUUAGUCAUUUCUUUUGUUGUGUUGGGGUUUGAACCAGGUCUGACUGUGUACUUCCAGCUGCCUGGGGUUCACUACAGGCCACGCUGACCUUGUGGCUGCUUCCUGCCUGGGUCCAUAGUGCUGAGGCUACAGGCACUGUUUCACCACGUGUCUAGAAUGUUCCGGAUGACUAAAUAUACAAAGAUUGUCUAUUUCCUUAGAGCUGGAAGAACCCAGGCAGGACCCACCUCUUUCAGGGCAGCCUUUUGGUCAUAUUCUGCCUCCCUUCUUGGGGCUGCUGCCUUCAUUCCCCGUGUGAAGUAGGUGAGGUGGGUUGAGAGAACUGGGGAGCUGCAGCAGCAAGCGGGUGUGGGCCAUUGUUUGACCUGUGCUGAGCCCCCGGUGAAGGUGAUCUUCACGUUUUUUGUCUCAUGACUGGAGCUCUAGCCAUUUCUAGAGCAAUUCCCAGUGUGGUACAAUUUAAAACAGAUGUUGUGUACCUCAGAUCCUAUUCAAUACCCUAAGAUGGUUCUAGACCAUGUCCUGGGUGAAGGAAGCGGCAGCCUACACUGAAUAAUCCCUCCAGGGUUUCCAGUAUACUACCCUUCUGUCUUGUGCAUGCUCAGUUGUCAGAUAAUUGAGGCUCUAGUUCCAAACUGAGUUCUGAUUCAUUGAUCUUUUCUUCCAUAGCGUUUCAUUCUAUUUUUGAUUUUUCAUACUGCUUUAGUACUAUUUCCACAAAGUAUUUUAAUAUGUGAUGUAGCUAAAUGAGGCCCCAUUUAUCCUCAGAAGCACUUUUUCCUUUUUUCUAAGAUUCAGAUGGGCAGAAAGUUGAACAGCAAUGCAGUAGCACUCAUGUCUUCACUAGACUGGGGCAUUUUUAGACUCCCACCACAUGGUCUUCACUGAGUUUCUGGAAUAUUUAGAACCCAGCUCUAUGCACAGAGACAUGCUCAUAUCCCUUCAAAGAACGAAGGGCUAAUUGUCGACAGAGCUGUGUGAACAGUUCAGGCUUCCACCGGCACCAUCAACUUUACUCUGCUUAGUGAGUGCCUGAAAUGCCGCUCACACUCAGCCCCUGAGGACCGGGCUCUUCUGCCAUCUCCUCAUUUCAUGGCAGAAGGGUUGGGGAUGAAAAAAGUUGGAGCAGCUAGCUCACUUUCUUCAAGAAAUCAGGGUAGGGCUGGAGUUAUGCUGGGGAUUCACCUAGUUGCUGUGGGUGGGUGAGGUGGUGUCAGCUUGGCUAAGCCAAACCAUUUCCCAGAAGCCCUCCUGGUCUCCUUUAGGGUGGCAUUGGCCACCAGCAAAGUUCUGAUGAGAUCUGGAAGAAAAGGGUGCUGAAAUUUGUCUCGGGUCAGGCCCCGUUCCAUUUCAUACACAUACUGGGAUGUGCUACAGCCUGGGUUGUGUCAGCUUCUUUGGAACGUUCAUGCACAUGGAUGAAAGCUCCCAUGUGAGGAGAAGCUGCUGAGGGCUUCUGAGGUCCUUUUCCAAGGGAGUCUGGGAAGCCGAGUGAUGUAUCAAAACAUCCUUAUGCUGUCUCUUGGUCAGGUAGUAUCCUCUGACCUAUCUGGCCAGUACAGGUUGUUGUGGAAAUAAAACAGCCAGGAGUUGUCAGGGAGCCCAGGAUGGAAGUUUCUGUCCUUGAUUCUUGGUAAGCCAUCUUUAUUUCCCUGAGCCUCAGUACUAGUUUGGAGCUAAUAUCCCUCACGAAUGUGAAAGGCCCAGUCCUCAGAAAAUGGUACUGUUGGGAAGAGGUGGGCCUAGGAGAUGGGGCCUGGUGAAAGGAAGUCAGGUCAUUGGCAAGCAUGCCCUUGAGAGAAGAAUGUCCCCUUUCCCAUCCACUGUCAAGUCUGUGAUACUCAACUCUGAGUCAUUUGUCCUGGUUUUUGAGAUAGGAUUUCGUGUGACCCAGGCUGCUGGCUUUGAACUCCCUAUGUAGCUGAGGAUGUGACUUUCAGAUGCUGCAGCCUCUUUCCCCAAGUGCUCAGGUGACAGACAGGUGUCACCACACCCAGCACUUGGAGAGCAUCUUGACCUGUUUAGAUGCUGUGAGCUCCCAGGAUUAUCCCUCCCUCCUCCCUCCCUCCCCCCCUCCCUCCGUGCUUUGUAGACCAGAGUUCCAUCCUUGCCUCUAAGACUCUGUUUUGCCUCCCUGUGAUGUGCUUAUCUGUAUUUAGGGACAAACAGCACCGGCUGCAGGUUCUUUGCUACCAUGAAGGGUAACUGAAGCUGGUCAUUAUGUGCAGAUGUUUUUAAUACCCGUGGAGUGGCAUUAAAGCAAGUAACAACGAGGUACGAGGUCCCGUGGCUCUCACUUCUAGUCUCAGUGCUUGGAAGGCUGAAGCAGGCAGAUCACUGUGAAUGCAAGGGCAGCCUAGACCACAGUGAAACCUGAUAUCCAAAACAAAAACGAAACCACACACACACACACACACACACACACACACACACACACACACACACACACACAAAGCAUGCUACAAUCUUAGGGCCUUGUGGUGAUGUUUCUCUGGCUACUUUCAAGUCAACUUGACACAAGCCAGAGUCCUUUGUGAAGAGGGUACUUCAGAAAAUGUCCCCACUUGAGCCCGUGGGCAAGUCUGAAGUACAUUUUCUGGACUGAUGCGGAAGAGCCCAGUUCACUGUGGGCAGUGCCACCCCUGAGCUGGUGAUCCUGGGUUAAGAAAGGAGGCUGUGGGGAGUAAGCAGCACCCUCCAUGGCCUCUGCAUCAGCUCCUGCCUUCAGGCUGCUGCCCUGUUUGAGUUCCUGUCCUGACUUCCUUCCAUGAUGGACUAUGAUGUGGAAGUGUAAGCCAAAUAAACCCUUCCCUCCCCAACUUGCUUUUGUUCAUGGUGUUUCAUCACAGCAACUCAACCCCAAGACAUAUCUUUGUUUCCCUCAAAGUUGUAUCAUUAGUAAUCAUAUAUAUGUACAUAUGCAUAUAUGCAUGUAUAAGAUUUCUUACCUUUCAGAAGUUAACUCCUCAGAAUAUAAAAUAUACCAUGAACCUAGAUACCUAA
Peromyscus maniculatus bairdii (prairie deer mouse) is the source of this 5127-nucleotide messenger RNA. RefSeq names its product BLOC-1 related complex subunit 5 (gene Borcs5). Gene Ontology annotation, biological process: positive regulation of anterograde synaptic vesicle transport; organelle transport along microtubule; lysosome localization. NCBI's taxonomy places the organism in Eukaryota, Metazoa, Chordata, Mammalia, Rodentia, Cricetidae. Gene Ontology annotation, cellular component: BORC complex; cytoplasmic side of lysosomal membrane; synaptic vesicle membrane. The record is from RefSeq and is a predicted model, not a curated record.